Molecule: messenger RNA, 1905 nt
Organism: Xiphias gladius (swordfish)
Lineage: Eukaryota; Metazoa; Chordata; Actinopteri; Istiophoriformes; Xiphiidae
Exons: 6
Coding region: 99-1160 (353 amino acids)
Biological process (GO): response to bacterium
Source: RefSeq, a predicted model, not a curated record
ACCGAGUGGUUGCAUCAGUCAGUGUGACCUAUCAAGACCAUCUUAUAAUAGGAUCGUCUUUACGCUUUGAAAAACCAACAACAAGAGACAACAUCGUCAUGAUUCUUUUAUGGAUUAAACUGCUUCUUCUCUGUCAAGGAUAUGCCGGAAUCUCAGUAACAACAGUUCAGCUUGGUGAACCUGUGACCUUCACAUGUUUUUGCCCUGAAACAGAGUUUAGCAAUACACAAGUCAAGUGGUACAAACAGAGGAUUGGUGAUAGCCUUACAUUAAUUAGUACGCUGGUGAAAAGUACUUCAUAUCCUACCUUUGAAAAAGGGUUUCCUCCCUCAAGAUUUCAUGUAAACCAUACCAUAACCACAAGUAUUCUGACCAUUCUGAGGACAAUCCAAGACGAUGAGGCAGUGUAUCACUGUGCAGUAUCUACCUGGAGAAUGGAUCAGUGGAAUGGCACAUAUUUGUCUUUCAAAGAAAACACUCAGAGGAUGUCAGACUACACUGUUGUUCAGUGGCCGACAGUAUCUGAUCCGGUUCAUCCAGGAGACUCGGUAACUCUCCAGUGUUCAGUCCUCCCUGACUCUAGGGAGAAGUCCUGUCUAGGGGAUCACAGUGUGCUCUGGUUUGGAGUCAGAUCAGAUAAAUCUCAUCGAAACAUAAUUUAUGCUGACGGAAAUAGACCUUAUGAAUGUGACAAGAAACCUGAUGCACAUUCUCCCCCAAAGAGCUGCAUUUAUCACUUCUCUAAGAACGUCAGCUCAACUGAUGCUGGGACUUACUACUGCGCUGUGGCCACAUGUGGAAAAAUAUUAUUUGGAAAUGGAACAAAACUGGAGAUCCGAGAAACCAGCUUGUGGUCCUUUGGGCUUUUACAGGAAAAUGUAAUUCUGCUUCUCCUGUGUGCUGUCUUGGCUAUAAGUCUGAUUGUUAUAGCCAUACUCAUUUAUACCAUCAACAAGAACAAGUGUGAUUAUUGCAAUGCUGAUGUUUCCCUGCAAGAAAGUGUUGCAAAAUGGAAUUUAAAGAGAAAGGAGGACACAAUUAUUUACUCAGCUGUCAUCUUUACCAUGAUGAAAACUGGGAGUGGUGGAACAAGGGAUGCAAAAGUUGUGGGCAGAGAGAGAACCUAUGCUGCUGUCAAGGCUUUUGGUUUUGAUUAUUGAGUUAACAGUACUAUUUGAGAUCAGUUACCAUCAUAUGUGAUAGUUGAUGUUAUUCUGUUUAAAGCUAAAGGCUGUUGUUAUAUGUGGCUAUUAUGUAAUGUUAUACACAGAAUAUACACUUGGUUGUCAGUUUAUUAAGUUCACCUAUCUAAUACUAAUGCAGUCUCUUACAACAGUCCCACAAUAAAUCCUUCUCCAUGAGGGUUAUAAUGUUUUGUUUUUAUUGACACCAUCUUUGAAAGCUUUUACAUGGCUGCUUCUAAAAUCAGGGUAUAGCAAUACAUAAGUCAAGUGGUAUAGCGUAUUGGUUAUACCCUUCCAUUAUGACUACGCUGAUGAAAGCUACUGCAUAUCCUACUUUUGAAAAAGGGUUUCCUCCCUCAUGAUUUCAUAUAAACCAUACUAUAACCAAAAAGUAUUCUGACCAUUCUGAGGACUAUCAAAGACAAUGAGGCAGUGUAUCACUGUGCAGUAUCUACAUGGAGUAAGGAUCAGUGGAGAGGCAUAUAUUUGUUUAUAAAAGGUAAUACAUGUGUCUGUGUAGAAUCGCAAAUAUCAGAAUUUUCUGUGUCAUAACAUUGCUCAUUUACGAUUUCAACGUCCAUUAUGACCCUUUGACAUUUCCAUUUUGAUGUUCCAACUUUGCUUAAUAAAUUACAUGAUACAGACGACCUUUAACCAUUUGCACUUGUAUUUUGUUCUAACAAAAGUGGUGAGUAAUUCUAAAUAUGUGGGUCAAAUUUAA